Messenger RNA from Trypanosoma grayi, 1584 nucleotides. RefSeq names its product RNA polymerase I. NCBI's taxonomy places the organism in Eukaryota, Euglenozoa, Kinetoplastea, Trypanosomatida, Trypanosomatidae. The record is from RefSeq and is a predicted model, not a curated record. Gene Ontology annotation, molecular function: nucleotidyltransferase activity. The transcript has a single exon. Gene Ontology annotation, biological process: RNA 3'-end processing. Bases 1 to 1584 code for a protein of 527 amino acids.
AUGAGAAGGUUUUUAACCGUUUCUCUGGCGCCGACCGGCUUAAAAAGAUGCUUGGUUUUGCCUUGGAAAUCAUCGAUUCCGCCAAAGAAUGAUAAUCGUUGGGAAGGUUUGGGGGAGUCCGUAAUUCAGCAAGCGUUGUCCUCUGAUACCGGUCGUUCUGCAUUUGAAGAGUGCAGCAUCGCUCGGAAACAGUUAGAAACCAUAGUUCAUUCCUCAGGCUAUGAUGCGAAUGUUUAUGUGUUCGGUGGUUUGGUUGUUUUGGGAUUACUUGAAGUAGGAGGGGAUGUUGAUUUUGUGGGUGUUGCGGAUGUUGAACCUGGAGUUGAGGAAGCUGGAGAAAUUGUGUCGCGUCUAUCGAGAGAAAUGCGUCGCCUCGGCAUGAAGAGUAGUGCGUUGCCAAGGGCUCGUGUCCCUGUUAUAAAAGUUGAUCGAGUCAGUAAAUCGCUCCCUGGUACUCCACUUCAUCAUUUGUCUGGAUGUGGGGUGUUUCAAUUCACACGUCAGCUUAAUGAUGAGGAAACUGCUUCAUUCAAGGUGAGGAUGGUUGAAAACUAUGGUGCCACUAAUGUUGACUGGAACACCAGUCAGCAGUUUGCCACGAUUGAGUUCAAUUCUACUACGGCGCUUGUUGCUGCGAUUUCACAAGUUAAACGUCAUGAUGGAGUUGAUAUCCCUCUGCGUCUUCCUGUUGAUCCACGUAAUGGACCAGAACUUUACAGAAUGCCGUUUGAUUUCUGUUUCUCAUCGAUUGGCCUGAGGAACUCCUACUUGUUGAGCAACGCCCUUUCAGAGUAUGUUUUUGCCAGACACUUCUUGUUAUUGUUAAAAAAAUGGGGUCGUGCAAGUGGAGUUAUAAACUCGAUUGACGGCUUCUUAGCAAGCUACGCUCUUACCGUUAUGUGCGUUCAUUUUUUGAUCAAAGUCGGUGUUAUACCUAAAAUAUCUGUUUUGAGAUCAACAGAUGAGCCACAGCUUCUUCCAUACUUUCCGGAAUACCGUGCCCUUCAUGAUGGUAAGGGUUGCGAUGUUGCGGAACUUGGGUAUUUGACAGCAGCAUUUUUUGAAUACUAUGGUCAUAUUUUUGACUACGAAAAAAAAGUUGUAUGCACAACAAAUAUGAACCUUCUCAAAAAGACGAUGCAUUGGGAAAAAUCACCGGGGCUGGGAACUGGCAGACCACCUUAUUUCGAAUUUGCCAUCAAGGAUCCUUACGGUCUGGAUAACAUUGGGAGAAACCUCGACCGUGAAGCUACAGAGUACGUAAGGGAUUGUCACAUUGCUGCAUUGAGGGCUCUGCUUCAGGAACGAAAUGAUCCGGAUUUUAUAGUCAAUACCAUUACACAAUCUCCACCAAAGCCGUUUAGGAAAAGCCGUACCUUGGCUUCAAGGGGCAUCGCCUCUGCCACUUUUUCGCCAGAUCAACUAGAAGCCCGUCACGUGUUAAAAAAGAUGGAAUUUCAUGAGCGCAGAAAAGCUAUGGAAAGAUUUGGCCAACGCACUGCCAGGAGCACGGAGCAACAACGUGUUGUGUCAAGUGUUACAAAGGAUGUUCUUGGAUGGAUACGGAGCGACGAACCGCAGUAA